This is a messenger RNA of Balaenoptera ricei (Rice's whale), 1119 nucleotides long. RefSeq names its product syntaxin 10 (gene STX10). Gene Ontology annotation, cellular component: SNARE complex; synaptic vesicle membrane; endomembrane system. Lineage: Eukaryota; Metazoa; Chordata; Mammalia; Artiodactyla; Balaenopteridae. Gene Ontology annotation, biological process: Golgi vesicle transport; vesicle fusion; intracellular protein transport. The record is from RefSeq and is a predicted model, not a curated record. Bases 64 to 930 code for a protein of 288 amino acids. Gene Ontology annotation, molecular function: SNAP receptor activity; SNARE binding. The transcript has 8 exons.
GGGAACCAGCUUCCCAGGCCGAGAGGGGAGGGGGCUCGGCCUCGGGCGGGUGAGGGGCGUGACAUGUCUCUCGAAGAUCCGUUUUUUGUAGUCCGAGGCGAGGUGCAGAAGGCGGUGAACACGGCCCGAGGGCUGUACCAGCGGUGGUGCGAGCUUCUGCAUGAGGGCGCGGCGGUCGGACGCGAGGAGCUGGACUGGACGACCAAUGAGCUGCGGAAUGGCCUGCGCAGCAUCGAGUGGGACCUCGAGGACCUGGAGGAGACCAUCGGCAUAGUGGAAGCCAACCCAGGCAAGUUCAAGCUCCCAGCCGGAGACCUGCAGGAGAGAAAGGUGUUUGUGGAGAGGAUGCGGGAAGCAGUCCAGGAAAUGAAGGACCAUAUGGUCAGCCCCGCAGCCAUAGCCUUCAUGGAGAGGAAUAAUAGAGAGAUGCUGACAGGCAAGCCAGCCACCCUGAAGUCAUCCAGUGACUUGCUGGACGCCAGUGUGGUCUCAACCACCUCUCGCUACAUUGAAGAGCAGCAGGCCACACAGCAGCUGAUCAUGGACCAGCAGGAUCAGCAACUGGAAAUGGUGUCUGGGAGUAUCCAGGUUCUGAAACACAUGUCCGGCCGCGUCGGGGAGGAGCUAGAUGAGCAGGGCAUUAUGCUGGACACCUUUGUUCAUGAGAUGGACCACACCCAGUCCCGGAUGGAUGGGGUCCUCAGGAAGAUGGCCAAAGUAUCCCACAUGACCAGUGACCGCCGACAGUGGUGUGCCAUUGUGGUGCUGCUGGGUGCUUCUCCUGGUCCUCAUCCUGUUCUUCUCUCUCUGAUCCUGGCCCUCCCCAGGAAGCUGGUCCCUCCAGCUGGGGGGGCCAGCAGAGCCCUGCCCCCUGGGAGGAGGGGGAUCAUGCCUGGGGAGCUGUCCCAAGGCUUCAUCCAGAGCCAGUAGGACCCUCAGGGCCCUGGGUGGGAGCCCCCACCACUGGUUCUGUCUCAAGUGCGCUUAGUGGGUGGUGGAAGUAGGGGGACCUCAGACACGCCCCUCCCCAUCUCUCCUUCCCGUGCCCCAAAGCCAUCGCUUUGCCCGUGUGCCUUCUACAUGUGUCAACUUGGAAAUAAAAUCCCAGCCUUUGUUAUA